Messenger RNA from Oncorhynchus mykiss (rainbow trout), 12654 nucleotides. The record is from RefSeq and is a predicted model, not a curated record. NCBI's taxonomy places the organism in Eukaryota, Metazoa, Chordata, Actinopteri, Salmoniformes, Salmonidae.
GAAGGGGAAAAAAGGAGUGGACUACCUAAAAGUAGUUCUGGAGAACAAAGACUUUUGAUGCCCUCUCUCUCUCCAAGGGGGAAAGUUUAGAGACACAUAUUUUAAAACACAUCUAUAAAAAAAAUUUUAAAAAGUUUUUUAUUGAAAUUUUACUUAUAGAGAAUGAAGUAUCAACUGCGCACUAUUUGACUCAUACCCACCAAAGUUCUAUAUCGUAGUCUAAGGGGGGUCUGGUUGAACGCUGUGGAAGCUUGGAGCUGGAGUCAUACAAACAUUCUACUGGUUGAGGAUAUCCUGUAAGGACUCAAGUAUCUCACUGUUUGGAGGAGGUGGAACUGGUUGGAAGUGUCCGACGUGAAACAGUGAUCAGUUGUCUUCACCCAACGUCUACUAGGAGUUCCUCACUACUGAAUUAUCUGAAGAAGAAAAACUAUUCUGGGUGAUUUUGGAACAUUGCAACUGCAAAGGCUUCACAGGACUUUAGCUUUACUCAAGUGGAUGAGGCAGUUCUACUGAUUUAGCUGUACUCAAGUGGAUGAGGCAGUUCUACUGAUUUAGCUUUACUCAAGUGGAUGAGGCAGUUCUACUGAUUUAGCUGUACUCAGGUGGAUGAGGCAGUUCUACUGAUCUAGCUUUACUCAAGUGGAUGAGGCAGUUCUACUGAUUUAGCUGUACUCAGGUGGAUGAGGCAGUUCUACUGAUCUAGCUUUACUCAAGUGGAUGAGGCAGUUCUACUGAUUUAGCUGUACUCAGGUGGAUGAGGCAGUUCUACUGAUCUAGCUUUACUCAAGUGGAUGAGGCAGUUCUACUGAUUUAGCUGUACUCAAGUGGAUGAGGCAGUUCUACUGAUCUAGCUUUACUCAAGUGGAUGAGGCAGUUCUACUGAUUUAGCUGUACUCAAGUGGAUGAGGCAGUUCUACUGAUUUAGCUGUACUCAAGUGGAUGAGGCAGUUCUACUGAUUUAGCUGUACUCAAGUGGAUGAGGCAGUUCUACUGAUUUAGCUGUACUCAAGUGGAUGAGGCAGUUCUACUGAUUUAGCUGUACUCAAGUGGAUGAGGCAGUUCUACUGAUUUAGCUGUACUCAAGUGGAUGAGGCAGUUCUACUGAUUUAGCUGUACUCAAGUGGAUGAGGCAGUUCUACUGAUUUAGUUGUACUCAAGUGGAUGAGGCAGUUCUACUGAUUUAGCUGUACUCAAGUGGAUGAGGCAGUUCUACUGAUUGCCGUAUAUAUUUUUUGGAGUAUGGUUUUGGAUUAUGCUCUUUUGGAUUUAAAUUUUUGGGGACGUGAAUAAUGUAUAAAUCAACAAUCGAAAUGCUGAAAUGUAACGGGUUUUUUUUAACACUUUGUGUGGCAUCAGGGAUUCUCUCGUGUGUAGCCGCCGUCGCCGAGGAGCAGAAAUGCAGCGUAAACGUAACCGAGGCCGACAGCGGUCUGGAAUCUAUAACGUUGAGACUGACUACGGAGGGACAGCAGUGUCACUUCACUGUGUUAUCUGUGGACAGUAGCUCUGUAGUAACACACUGUGUGGAGGAACCGAAGGAAAACGAUACGUUUCAAUGCCAGGUAGUCAGUUUAGAACCCGGAACAUCGUACGCCCUGCAAAUCAUGUCCACGACAGAUGAACAACGGGCCAAUGUCACCCUGCACACCAGUCCAUCGACAGUCAGUGGCCUACAGGUGUCUGGGACAUCAGACAGCCUGGGAGUUUCCUGGCAGCCUGGCCCAGGGAGGACUGAGCGCUUCAGGCUACUGCUCACCGACCGAGUGGGUGUGGUGAGGAACCUGACUCUGGAGAGCACCGCUAAAGACUACACUGUCACCGACCUGGUGCCAGGGCGCGUGUAUAACAUCACCAUGGUGACGGAGGCAGGGGGACGCCAGAGUACCACCUCAAGACAAAUACAGACGGUGCCCUAUGCCGUCUCCAACCUGAAGCUAGAGAACAAUAACACCCAGGACAGUUUGAGAGCAUCAUGGAGUCAACCCCAGGGUGAUGUGGACUCCAUAGUGGUGACCCUGUCCUCGUCUGGAACCACCCCUCUGGAGAAGACCCUGUCAUCUGACACCACAAAGGCCCACUUCCACCAGCUGACACCCGGACGGACCUAUCAGGUGUCUGUCGCCACCAAGAGCGGAGAGCUCUCCAACCAAUCAACUGCCUCGGCCAACACAGUCCCAGGUAAAGUGUCCCAGCUCUCUAUGGAGGCGCUGGAUGACUCCAACUCUCUGAAGGUGAUGUGGGCUCCCCCUGGUGGAGACUGGGAUAAGUACAGGGUGCUGCUGUUAAAUGGGACCCAGACUCUGGAUAACAGGACCGUGGAGAAAGGGGUGGUGGAGUACACCUUCUCUGGCCUGGGACUGGUUCCUGGGAGGACCUACAGGGCUGGGGUCAUGGUGGAAAGCACCGGGGAGCAAGGCACAGUGGAGUACUGCCACAGAGGAAUAGCUCCUAAGCCCGUCUCAGAGCUUCAUAUCCGCCAUGCUGACGAGACCUCCCUCAGCGCCCUGUGGAGUCACGCCCCCAACUCAGCCAGGGACGGCUACGCCGUAGAGCUCCGCCAUGGCAAUGCCACGGUUGCCACGAGAGACCUGACCCGUGACAUGAGGGAGUGCACCUUCAACGUGCUCAUGCCCGGACGCGUGUUCACCAUCAUCGUGACAACCAAGAGCGGGGAGCUCAACAGCUCUGUGUCUGUGCUAGGGAGGACAGUACCUAUGGAGGUGAGGCGUGUCCACCUGAGCAACCAGGGCCACGUGGACAGCUUACAGGCCAGCUGGGAACUCCCCCCUGGAGAUCUGGACUUCUGCAGCCUGCAGCUCCUCCACAACAACCGGGCUGUGCAGAACCACACCGUCCCAGCCAACACCACCUCUCUGCAGCUCAGAGACCUCCGGCCUGGCGCCUCCUACAGGCUGGUGGUCAGUACUGUCAGUGGUGGGAUGGUUUCGAAGCAGGCCGUGGCUGAGGGACGCACUGUACCAGCUGCGGUCGGAGAAGUUACGGUCAGUAACAACGGUCGUCCAGACUUCCUGGGGGUGUCGUGGCAGCCAGCGGUCGGAGAUGUGGACAGUUACCUGGUCCUCCUGAAGGACCGCGACAGGACCGUACACAACCUGGUGGUUUCUAAGGCAAGCCCAGAGUGUGUGUUUAACUCCCUCAAGUCAGGGAGGCUGUACACCGUCUCCAUAGCAACCCGCAGCGGCAGCUUCCAGAACAACACGGUGGUGACGGCUCGUACACAACCAUCCAGUGUCCAGAACCCCAACGCCAUCCACUCUGCCAGGGACGACUUCCUGAAAGUCUACUGGCGCCAUGCGUCUGGAGACUUGGACCGUUACGAGGUGGUCAUUAAGUACAACAACACGGUCGUCCAGAACCAGACGGUGGCGCGCUCGCAGAACGACUGCGUGUUCAGCUCCCUGGUCCCCGGGAGGCUUUAUACAGUCACUGUCAGCACCUGGAGCGGAGAGUACCAGUCCAGUGUUUCUACUGACGGGAGAACGUUCCCCUCUGCGGUGCGGAGCCUGGCCCUGGGUGACAGCGGUACAGGUGACCUGGUGGUCACAUGGUCUCCAGCGCUGGGGGACGUUGAUCACUACGAGGUCCAGAUCCUCUUCAACGACACGCGGGUUUACCCGCCCGUAACCCUGGGCAACGAGGCCCGUGACCACCGCCUGGCCUCGCUCACCCCGGGACGCCUGUACAAGAUGGUGGUGUCCACCUUCAGUGGACCCAACCAGAGACCUCAGUUCAUCGAGGGCAGGACAGUCCCCAGCCAGGUGAGGAACCUCCAUGCCCGGCCAGGGGACCAGGCUGCCAGCCUGAGGGUGUCCUGGACCCCUGGUGAUGGAGACGUGGACAUGUACACCGUGUCCCUAUCCCAGGGAGCACACCUUCUGGAGACCAGACCUGUCCCCAAACACGUCACUGAGCUGGACUUUCAGGGUCUGGUACCAGGACAGCUGUACGGGGUCGAGGUUCAGUCCCUGAGUGGAAUACUGGUCAAUAAUUCAACAACUACUGGACGAACAGUCCCCUCCACAGUGACAGCGCUCCAGGCAGACAGUGACCACACCACCCACAGUCUAACAGUGACCUGGGAGACUACAGUGGGAGUGUACGAGGGUUACAGGAUCCAGCUCCUGGAUAAUGGACGUGACAUAGUCUCUAAUAUUUCCAUGCCCCAGGGCUCCACCAGGCACCUCUUCGACCAGCUCACCCCUGGGAAGUGGUACCGAGUUCAGGUCGUAUCCGUCAGUGGAGGGAUCUACGGCAAGGAGGCCGUGGCUGAGGGACAAACACGUCCAGCUGCAGUCAACGGUCUGACGGUGAUGACUGCCAACACCAGCGGUCUGAGUUUCAUCUGGCGCCCGUCCGAGGGCUACGUGGACGGCUACGACCUGUUCCUGUAUAACGUUGACGAGACGUUGCGUGGCCGUCAGACCGUGGAGGCCGGAACCCAGACGUGCUCCUUCUCUGGUCUGGUCCCAGGGACGCUGUACAAGAUGGAGGUGGUGAGCAGGAGCAGAGGCAUGAGCAGUGACUCAUCUAUCCUAGCACGGACAGUCCCAGCCCCAGUGCGCUCUCUCAACGUCCAGGGUGGUAAGCGUACUGACCGUCUCUCCAUCAGCUGGCUGCCUGGGGCAGGGGAGUGGAGUGGGUACCAAGUGGUCCUGUACGGUGGCCUGGAGGGCUCAACCACUACCCUGGCCGCCCAGGAGCUGGGCAUGGAGCAGAGAGAACACCUGUUCCAGGGACUGGUACCUGGCCGUGUGUACCGGGCUGAGGUGGUCACACACAGUGGAGAGCUGACUAAUGCUGUGUCUGCAAAGGGAAGGACGGCCCCAGAGCCUCCCUCCAUGGUAUCCUUCAGGGACAUCAGUGGUAACAGCUCUGUAGAACUGACCUGGGAUGGUCCCGCCUCUGGUGACUACGACACCUUUGACCUCCAAUGGGCUCCCAGAGAUUCCCUGUCAAUCACAGCGCCUCAGCCAACGAGCCGCAUCCUGGAUGGGAUGUUCCCGGGACGACUGUACAACUUCACCAUCCGCACUGUCAGUGGGGGAGGAGCCAAGGGCGGGCCUAUCGCCAACAGCCAGCCAAUCCAGAGGAGCCUCAGAACAAACCCAUCCAGACUGCGGAACAUGCACUGUUUCCCCCAGAGUUCCUCAUCCAUCUCCUGUUCCUGGACCUUCCCUGACUCCCACUGGGACUCCUAUACCGUGGAGGUGCGUCAGCAGGACAGCUGGGAGCUGGUGUACGCCCUGCGUCUGGCCCGGGAUAGUACCUUACUCAGCCUGGAGAACCUACAGCCUUACAGGAGAUACAACGUGGCUGUCAGAGUGGCCUCAGCUGGACUCAGCAGCCCCGCCGUGGAGGAGAACGUGGUCACCAUGAUCGACCGCCCGCCCCCUACCACAAUACGGGUCAAUGAGAGGGCGGUACGCAUCACCCCCUCCACCAUUUUGUUCAAGUUCAACUGCAGCUGGUUCAGCGACGUCAACGGAGCCGUCAGGUUCUUCACUGUCAUCGUGGCUGAGUCCAAUGACAAUGAAGUCCUGCAGACAGAGCAGCUCCACCCUCUACCUUCCUUCCAGGACUACAGAACCAACAGUUCCGUGCGGGCCUACCAGACAGGCUACUUUCCCAGUGGCUGUGCCCAGGAACAGGGAAUGGGAGCUGGGCAUGUGUUUGAGGUCAACCUGGGGGCGGGGCUGGAUCGCCUGGGAGGGCCUUGUGAUUCAGAGGAGGAUGAUGAUAACGAUCACAGCAGUGAUCUCUACCACUUCUGUGAUGGGCCUCUCAAGCCUAAGACUGCCUACAGAAUCAGUGUCCGUGCCUUCACUCAGCUGUUUGACGAAGACCACAGAGAGUUCCCCAAACCUCUCUACAGGGACACCUUCCUGUCUCCGCCCAUCAGGACACAAGCAGAGCCCCUCAGCGGAGUCAUCGAGGGCAUCAGCGCCGGAAUGUUCCUGAUCGGAAUGUUGAUCGCCGUCGUCUCCCUCCUCGUCUACAGGCAGAGAGUCCGUAAAGUGGCAGUACAGGAGAGCCCAGUGGUACGGAUGAGCAUGUGGAAGCAGGGGCCCACAUCAGGGAUGUACGUUGGAGUCAGAAGCAACCGACGCAUCUCAAGCCCCGUCAAAGCAGCCCAUUUUGAAUCCCACCUCACUAAGCUACAGGCAGACUCCAACUAUCUUCUGUCAGAAGAGUUUGAGGAUCUGAAGGAUGUGGGUCGUAACCAGCCUCUGGAUGCAGCCCGUCUACCAGAGAACAGGGGCAAGAACCGUUACAACAACAUCCUGCCCUAUGAUUCCACCAGAGUGAAGCUCUCCUACCUGGAGGAUGACCCCUGUUCUGACUUCAUCAAUGCCAGUUAUAUACCAGGGAACAACUUCCGCCGCGAGUACAUCGCCACCCAAGGCCCUCUCCCCGGAACCAAGGAUGACUUCUGGAGGAUGGUGUGGGAGCACAACGUAUACAACGUCGUCAUGGUGACGCAGUGUGUCGAGAAGGGACGGGUGAAGUGUGACCACUACUGGCCGGCUGACCGGGAGCCUCUGUACUAUGGAGACCUGGUGGUUCAAAUGCUGUCUGAGUCUGUCCUGGCUGAAUGGACAAUCAGGGAGUUCAAGAUCAGCUCUGAGGGUCGUCCCAGCUUCCCUCGGGUGGUGAGACACUUCCACUACACGGUGUGGCCAGACCACGGGGUCCCCGAGACCACCCAGUCCCUCAUUGAGUUCGUACGGACCGUCAGAGACUACAUCGACAGGGCCCCCAGCACUGGAGCCACCGUUGUUCACUGCAGUGCUGGAGUGGGUCGUACAGGGACGUUCAUGGUUCUGGACCGGGUCCUUCAACAGCUGGACAGCAUAGGAACAGUGGACGUCUACGGCUGUGUGUUUGACCUCCGACUGCACCGCUCUCACAUGGUGCAAACAGAGUACCAGUACUCCUUCCUCCACCAGUGUGUUCGAGAUGUCCUGAGAGCCAGGAAGCUCCGUAGUGAGCAGGAGAACCCUCUCUACCCCAUCUAUGAGAACUUCAACCCAGACUACUACCGUGAUUUUGUGUACACGGGACGCUAACUAACGACAGUCUGGGUUCCUCUCCACACAGCUGAGUGAGAAGGAAAACCAGGGAAGAAUCUGUUCAAUACCACCAGACAGCCAUUCUGUCACAACUAAAGCACUAUAGAGUGUGUGGGGGGGGGGGUAUAGCUAUUUAUUUUUGAUACACUGUUGGUUCAACCUCUCAGGAUGUCUAUUUAAAAUGGAGCAGAUUGACGUCUGGAAACAUUGGCGUUUCGUCCACUAAUAGCUGAAUCUUAGGUUGCAUUCAAUGAGAUAUGAUUAUAUUGUUUUGCACCUAAUUGUAAAGCUCUUCAAAGAAACAUUAUUCCCUAAACUCAUGUUAUUUCAAUAUUAAUAAUGUCUGAUGAAAAAGACAAAAGGAACUGAUAUAAAAUGUAGAUAUAAUGAUUCUUAUUCAACAUAACAGAAAAAAAGAUGAAUGAAAGCUAUCAGGCGAAGCAAUGAAUGGGAUUCUAUGAGGCGUAGCUUCCCUGCAUCACACAGCAUUAUUAUGACAAGGCCUGAAUGCCUGAAAACCUUCCCUGCAUCACACAGCAUUAUUAUGACAAGGCCUGAAUGCCUGAAAACCUUCCCUAUAUCACACAGCAUUAUUAUGACAAGGCCUGAAUGCCUGAAAACCUUCCCUACAUCACACAGCAUUAUUAUGACAAGGCCUGAAUGCCUGAAAACCUUCCCUACAUCACAAAGCAUUAUUAUGACAAGGCCUGAAUGCCUAAAAACCUUCCCUGCAUCACACAGCAUUAUUAUGACAAGGCCUGAAUGCCUAAAAAACCUUCCCUGCAUCACACAGCAUUAUUAUGACAAGGCCUGAAUGCCUGAAAACCUUCCCUGAAGAAACCUUCCCUGCAUCCCAAAUGGCACCCUAUUCUCUAUGGGCCCUAAUCAAAAGUUGUGCACUAUAUAGGGAAUAGGGUGCCAUUUGGGUACAAAGACCUUUCUGUAUAAUAUGUUCUAAAUCGUAGUUGCUGGUUUGUAGUUGAAAAAAAGAAUGAACCCGGAGCAGACAGACAGACAGCUAGCUGUCUUGAGAGUAGCUCAUCACAAUGCUGUCUAGAUCCUUGUAUAAAGUAGCAGACCGUCUGUACAGUUGGUUGUGUUGUGAAUAGUCCUCUUAUCUUUAAACAUGGCGUCAGUUCAUGUUGUGUGUGUGUGUGUGUGUGUGUGUGUACCAUUGAGAUUGUACAGUAGAGCCUGGAGGAGGGAACAGCAUAUAGUUUGUAUGCCAUCUCAGCUACCUAUGUUUUCUAGGGCAAAGGGAAAACUCCACUGGAAAACAAACGCCAUCUUGUUUUCGGUUGUUUCCGGAAAGAGGUGGUAACCUUUUCUCCGUGGUCUCUCGAACCAAGAUGGAGGGAGUGUUCAUGAGAGAGACUGUACGGGUUUUGUACAUUACCUUCUUCAAAACAUGAUGUUGCAUUUCUGAUCAUCCUUUUGCAUGAAACUAGGCUGAUGGAUGUGUCUGUGAACAAUACGAACAGUGAUCUUUCUAUGUCGUGUGUUGAACUGAGCGGGAGAUCCCUUCAACUGAAUCUGGGCUGGCCAGCUUCCUGAUCUAAACAGGAGAAGGUCUAGAAGUUGGACUAAACUAAAAAAAAACAACUGAAGAAACUUCACACAAUAAGCAAUACUGGCCAAAUCCUGCUGAGAUCCUGGGGAUAAAGUGAGAGAAUUGAAUAAAAUGUCAACAUCCUGACCCUGUGAGAGGUCUGUAGUGGCCAAGACACUGACCUUUCCAGACUGCAGGUUUUGGGACGUGGCAUUUCUCUGUCUGAGCUUCUCUGAGCCCCGAGCCACGGAAACAGACCGAGCUACAGAAGAAACAGUGUUGGUUGGCAUUCGUCCCAUUGUUACCGAAGACAAUGCAGAUCUUCAGUAGCUCUCACUACGUUAGUAUUUCAACAUCAAUCUGUAUCUACAUAUAAAUAGUACGUUCAGAUUGAAUCUUCUCUCUAUAUUACAAAAAUCACACAUUUAUUUGAACUUUGUUGUUCAAUUUAAACAUACAAAAAUACUAGCUUUAAAAAACAUAUACUAAGAUGAUCAUUUUCAGGGUUCUGACUCCUCCCAGUAGUAUCAGAUGGAACACAUUCUGACUCCUCCCAGUAGUAUCAGAUGGAACACAUUCUGACUCCUCCCAGUAGUAUCAGAUGGAACACAUUCGGACUCCUCCCAGUAGUAUCAGAUGGAACACAUUCUGACUCCUCCCAGUAGUAUCAGAUGGAACACAUUCUGACUCCUCCCAGUAGUAUCAGAUGGAACACAUUCGGACUCCUCCCAGUAGUAUCAGAUGGAACACAUUCUGACUCCUCCCAGUAGUAUCAGAUGGAACACAUUCUGACUCCUCCCAGUAGUAUCAGAUGGAACACAUUCGGACUCCUCCCAGUAGUAUCAGAUGGAACACAUUCUGACUCCUCCCAGUAGUAUCAGAUGGAACACAUUCUGACUACUCCCAGUAGUAUCAGAUGGAACACAUUCUGACUCCUCCCAGUAGUAUCAGAUGGAACACAUUCUGACUCCUCCCAGUAGUAUCAGAUGGAACACAUUCUGACUCCUCCCAGUGGUAUCAGAUGGAACACAUUCUGACUCCUCCCAGUAGUAUCAGAUGGAACACAUUCUGACUCCUCCCAGUAGUAUCAGAUGGAACACAUUCUGACUCCUCCCAGUAGUAUCAGAUGGAACACAUUCUGACUCCUCCCAGUAGUAUCAGAUGGAACACAUUCUGACUCCUCCCAGUAGUAUCAGAUGGAACACAUUUUGACUCCUCCCAGUAGUAUCAGAUGGAAUACAUUCUGACUCCUCCCAGUAGUAUCAGAUGGAACACAUUCUGACUCCUCCCAGUAGUAUCAGAUGGAACACAUUCUAACUCCUCCCAGCAGCAGGAAUAUUGAAUUUCCUGUUUAGUCCUAUUCCUCUCUUCACAAAAAAAUGCUGGUGCUCGUCAUUGCUUUUGCACCUAUUGACCCCACACAGCAAGUAAGGCAAUGUAUACAGUAUUAUGUAGAGUAGCGCACCAGUCUCUCAGGCUUGACCCUCUCACCCCUGUCCUCCCCUAUAAGCCUAAAGGUCAUAUCAUAAAGAGAUUGUCUCCAGAUAAUAGAGUACAGAAACAUCAACUCUCUCCAUCUGUUCUCCUCCCUGCUGGGAGUUGAGUGGAUCUAAUAGUGUGGCAUUAAGCUCCACUGUAGAUUCCUCAAAAGUUUUUCAUUACAGAAAUCUAUAUCAAUCCCCUUCCCUCCUGUCAAACUAACACGUUGUUAGAUCCCCAAUGACCCUCUGGAACACAUCUCUCUGGGUUUCACCAGAGUAUGGCUGGUGCCCAUACAGCAGCUAAAACUUCAUGUGACGGCGCUUAGCUACCUGAUGAAUAUUCUCCCAGCGUUUCUGUUUCCCUGUAACAUCUCUACUACCUCGCUCACCAACCAACAGUUGACCUGCAGGGGAAACCUUCUAACCCAGGCCUUUAGAAAGAGACUAGGAGAGGAGGGGCAGAGGUGUUGGAGGCAAAUCAGAGGAAUUAACGGUCUUUAACAGAGAAGUCAUGGUGUAAGCCUGCCGUAUGUAUCAUUUACAGUAUGUACCAUUUACAGUAUGUAUCAUUUACAGUAUGUACCAUUUACAGUAUGUAUCAUUUACAGUAUGUACCAUUUACAGUAUGUAUCAUUUACAGUAUGUACCAUUUACAGUAGGUAUCAUUUACAGUAUGUAUCAUUUGCAGUUGGUAUCAUGUACAGUAUGUACCAUUUACAGUAUGUGUCUUUUACAGUUGGUAUAAUUCCACACUGGAAUAUGAACAUAACUUAAAACUAACUGAAAGAAUGUUCCCUAGUCCAGAAUGUUCCCUAGCCUAGAAUGUUCCCUAGCCUGGAAUCUUCCCUAGCCUGGAAUGUUCCCUAGCCUGGAAUGUUCCCUAGCCUAGAAUGUUCCCUAGCCUAGAAUGUUCCCUAGCCCAGAAUGUUCCCUAGCCUAGAAUGUUCCCUAGCCUAGAAUGUUCCCUAGCCCAGAAUGUUCCCUAGCCUAGAAUGUUCCCUAGCCUGGAAUCUUCCCUAGCCUGGAAUGUUCCCUAGCCUGGAAUGUUCCCUAGCCUAGAAUGUUCCCUAGCCUAGAAUGUUCCCUAGCCUAGAAUGUUCCCUAGCCUAGAAUGUUCCCUAGCCUAGAAUGUUCCCUAGCCUAUUGUAUUCCCUAGCCUAGAAUGUUCCCUUUCAUUUAAAAGUAGAGAAUGAUGUUGCUUAUUUUAUUUUCAUUUGUUUGUUUCUUCAUAAUCACACUGCUGGAAAUGGAGGAGAAAGGUGUUGAUGCAUGUUCCUAAUUGGUUUCCAACUCUGUUUCCGGUCUCUUGUUAAUACGAUGAGGUAAUCUGCCAACUCAUUACGUUCAGCACAUAGUUAACAAUGAACCGUUCAUCCCUCUGGAGAACUAAGGUUGUAUUAAUUAAUCACCGAUGUAGGCAGGCGUCCCAAAAGGUAAGGCACCCUAUUCCCUAUAUAGUGCACUACUAUUGACCAGAGCCCAUAGGGCUGUGGUUAAAAGUAGUGUAAUAUGUAGGGAAUAGGGUGCCAUUUGGAGCACACAACCAUAGAGUGAUCAUAGGAGUAGUAUCUCUCUAGAGCAGUGUCUUACUCUGUGAGCAUACUGGCAAAAUAAGAAAGCCUUGUCCAAGCCAGAGCGAACCAAAGGGCAGGAGCCUGUCUCCUGUUUCUGAAGAGUGAGGCAACUUAAUGUACUAGUACACCCCCUUGUCCAAGCCAGAGCGAACCAAAGGACAGGAGCCUGUCUCCUGUUUCUGAAGAGUGAGGCAACUUAAUGUACUAGUACACCCCCUUGUCCAAGCCAGAGCGAACCAAAGGACAGGAGCCUGUCUCCUGUUUCUGAAGAGUGAGGCAACUUAAUGUACUAGUACACCCCCUGGACAGGACACUAGUCUGUCUGACUAUACUGGUAUAGAUUACUGUACUAGUACUCCCCCUGGACAGGACACUACUGGUAUAUAUUAAUGUACUAGUACUACCCCUGGACAGGACACUAGUCUGUCUGACUAUACUGGUAUAUAUUACUGUACUAGUACACCCCCUGGACAGGACACUACUGGUAUAUAUUAAUGUACUAGUACUACCCCUGGACAGGACACUAGUCUGUCUGACUAUACUGGUAUAUAUUACUGUACUAGUACACCCCCUGGACAGGACACUAGUCUGUCUGACUAUACUGGUAUAGAUUGUAUAUUUGAUAUUGCGUUAACAUAUUGUGAAUACCAGAGGUGUCACAACCCAACAACUGUCACGUGACCUAUACCUACAGGGAAGGGGCUGUGCUUCUCUGUCGUAUUGUGUUUGCACUGGAUCAAUGUGAACGAAUGUAAACAAUGUCAUGUUGUAAAUGUGCCUGGUUUUGUACCCCAUGUUUAUCCAUGUGUAUUGGUUGAUAUGAUAAGCUAUGUGUUAUGUAUGUAAGUUAAAAAAAAAGCUAAACAUUGUUUUGAAUAUAUGAUCACAUUAAUAAUACAGAGAAUAUGCAACCAUGUUAAAUAUGCUAAUCAUGUAUAAUAAAAUAAGAAUAUAGA